Salvelinus sp. IW2-2015 is the source of this 1898-nucleotide messenger RNA. Its product is annotated as twist-related protein 2-like. Gene Ontology annotation, molecular function: RNA polymerase II transcription regulatory region sequence-specific DNA binding; DNA-binding transcription factor activity, RNA polymerase II-specific; protein dimerization activity. Gene Ontology annotation, biological process: regulation of transcription by RNA polymerase II; developmental process. The record is from RefSeq and is a predicted model, not a curated record. Lineage: Eukaryota; Metazoa; Chordata; Actinopteri; Salmoniformes; Salmonidae.
UGGCUGUGCCUUAGAACCCAGCUGGACCAAUCUGUGGAACAGAUGGGUGGGAACUUACAAGUUCCAUCCUCUUUCUUCUUUAAAAAGCCAGAUGCAGGUUGGCUGCUGUCUUACAUUGAUCUAGGAUACUAGAUGCAACUGCUGUUCUGAAUGUAGUGAGCAGAUUGUAGUAUUAGAUUGUUGUCAUGUCUAGGUAUAGGCAACAUAUGGAUUUCCAAUACUGAGAAUUUAUUAUUUUUCCAUUCGCUUUCUCUUGCUAGCAGACCUGGCAGAUCACUUCGGGUAUUUUCUAUAUACAGGCUUGCCAGAAAAGAAAGUAACUAAAGGGGGCAUAGCACAUUAGAGGGCCUUAAGGAGAGAACAGAGGAGUGGGAUAGAAACAGUGUAGSUGUAGAAACAGGGUUAGGUAGAUAGACUGCCAUGAGAGAGGAUCCGUCAAGCUGUGGUGAAUACCCUGAGGGAGGGGUGGUGUCCAGUGAGGAGGAGCCAGACUGUGCUCCAAUCAAAUACCCUGUGGUGGUGGUAACACCAGGGGCCGGCGGGCGCAAGAGUGUCACCAGGACAGACAACAUUUUAUCGCCAACAGAGGACAACAAGUCAACAACAGGAGGGCCUCCCAGUUUGAUCCCAUCAGGACCUAAGAGACCUAAGAAGAGUCUCCAGCCCUCUCUGUCUCCUCUCCCCAUCCCAGGCCAGCCCUCCCUGUCUCCUCUCCCCAUCCCAGGCCAGCCCCUGGAGGACCCUCAGCACCAACGGGUGAUUGCCAAUGUACGGGAGCGCCAACGGACGCAGUCCCUGAACGACGCUUUUGCCUCGCUGCGUAAGAUCAUCCCCACGCUCCCCUCGGACAAGCUGAGCAAGAUCCAGAUCCUAAAGCUGGCCUCGCGUUACAUUGACUUCCUCUACCAGGUCCUGCAGAGUGAUGAGAUGGACGCCAAGCUGGCCAGCUGUAACUACCUAGCCCACGAGAGACUCAGCUAUGCAUUCUCAGUGUGGAGGAUGGAGGGGGCCUGGUCCAUGUCCGCUACCCACUAGCCCUCCCAUUUACCUCUCUAACACCCUCUCGCCAUCCCCUCCUGCCCCCACGCCCUCCCACAGCUGCGCCCUCCGGACCAAAUCUCCCAUGACCUCUGACCCCUGCRCUCUGACCCUCAUCCUCACAUCAUCUAACUCCUCCACCACUCUACACCAGAUCUUGACGAGGCUCAACAAAAAUAACCUGGUUUUGAGAAACCAUGCAGCAGUUAGCCAUCAAAGGAGAAGUGAUGGCUGUCUACUGCACUCCCACAAACCACUGAGUUKGAUGAAAGAGGUGCCAUUGAUUCUUCCAGCUCCACAUCUCCAUGGUAAAGAUGGCUAUCAGACGCCUCAUCAGUGGCUGUGCCUCCCUUCACCAGUGGCCACACAUUUGCCAUUUGAAACCACUGCUUUACCCACUUCACAAGAGCAUCCGACCAAGGCGAUUGAGAAGCCUUCGCGUUAGUCUGCAAUCCCUUUGAUUACUGGUUUGUACUUACACCUCUGGACCAUCUAAAUCACAGAUCUCAGCCCUGCCCUCACUCUGGAGAGGUACUGUAGAGACUCGGCUUCCUCGAGCGCACACAGAAACGACAGGGCAACAAUUUUGAGCUGCUAGCAGGCCUGGAAGACGGACAACUAUAGCAUUUUAUGACCUGGAAAUUGCAACUUUGACUUAGAAACAGUUUUGUACACAAAUGUAAGUCAUGUGAAUGUUCCUAUUCUAGUGUAAAUACAUGUAGUCACAACCAAUAGAACAUUAUUGAUUAAAAGGGAAUCAGUUGCUGUAAAGAAUGUAUUUGUAUUACAAUUGUAGAUAUGUGGAUAAAAUAUGCCUUGUGAUUUUCUUGUCCAUAUAAUAAAAUGUGUAUUUGAGCAUC